Molecule: messenger RNA, 2464 nt
Organism: Eublepharis macularius
Lineage: Eukaryota; Metazoa; Chordata; Lepidosauria; Squamata; Eublepharidae
Gene: KLHL25
Product: kelch like family member 25
Exons: 3
Coding region: 137-1906 (589 amino acids)
Molecular function (GO): protein binding
Source: RefSeq, a predicted model, not a curated record
UACAUCGUAUCGUGUGAAAGAACCUCAAGUGGAUCCCUUUUAACCAUAGAGGGGAAAGGCAUGAGUUGUGAUCUGGAGAGGGAUCUGCUUUGAUCAGGGGAUAUAGGAAGCCUUGAGAGGUAGCACUCCUGUAAUAAUGUCGGUGAGCGUCCACGAGAACCGUAAGUCCCGAACUAGUACCGGUUCAAUGAAUAUCUUGCUGUUCCACAAAGCCUCCCACCCAGAUUGUGUCUUGUCACACUUGAACACCAUGAGGAAGCACUGCAUGUUUACGGAUGUUACCCUCUGGGCUGGGAAUAAGUCAUUCCCGUGCCACCGUGCGGUGUUGGCGGCAUCCAGCCAGUAUUUUGAAGCAAUGUUCAGCAACGGACUUCGCGAGAGCCUUGGAGACGAGGUGAAUUUCCACGAUAGCUUGCACCCGGAGGUGUUGGAGCUGCUUCUGGACUACGCGUACUCCUCCAAGAUCAUCAUCAACGAGGAGAAUGCGGAGUCCCUCCUGGAAGCUGGCGACAUGCUGCAGUUCCACGAUAUUCGAGAUGCCGCUGCGGAGUUUCUCGAGAAGAAUCUGUAUCCUUCCAACUGCUUGGGCAUGAUGAUGCUAUCGGACGCUCACCAGUGCAGGAGGCUCUACGAGCUCUCUUGCCGGAUGUGCCUGGUCAACUUUGAGAUAGUCCACGGGAGCGAAGACUUCAACACCCUCUCCAAGGACACGUUGCUAGACUUGAUCUCCAGCGACGAACUGGAGAUCGAGGAGGAGGAGAAGGUCUUCAAGGCUGUCAUGCAAUGGGUGAAAUACGACUCGGACAAGCGGAAGGUUUUCCUCCCAGAACUGUUGAAGAAUGUGCGUUUGGCCUUGCUGCCGUCCGAAUGCCUCAAGGAAGCCGUGACCUACGAGGAGCUGAUCGUCUCAGAGGAGCAGAACAAGCAAAUUCUGGACGAGGCCCUUCAGUGCAAAAAGAAAAUCUUGCAGAAUGAUGGGGUGGUCACCAGCCCUUGCGCCAGGCCUCGCAAAGCUGGACAUACUUUGCUCAUCUUGGGUGGACAGACGUUCAUGUGCGAUAAGGUCUACCAAGUAGAUCACAAGGCAAAAGAGAUCAUUCCCAAAGCAGACCUGCCAAGUCCGAGAAAGGAGUUCAGCGCUUGUGCCAUCGGUUGCAAAGUUUAUAUUACUGGUGGGAGAGGCUCAGAAAAUGGAGUCUCAAAGGAUGUCUGGGUUUACGACACUGUUAACGAGGAGUGGUCGAAAGCUGCCCCAAUGCUUAUAGCUCGGUUUGGACAUGGUUCAGCGGAACUAGAAAACUGCCUUUAUGUGGUUGGUGGCCACACUGCCGUGGCUGGAGUCUUUCCCGCUUCCCCGUCUGUUUCUCUGAAGCAGGUGGAAAAGUAUGAUCCCAUUGCCAACAAAUGGACUAUGGUAGCCCCCUUGAGGGAUGGCGUCAGCAAUGCAGCGGUCGUAAGUGCGAGACUGAAGCUCUAUGUCUUCGGUGGGACCAGUAUUCACCGGGACAUGGUAUCCAAAGUCCAGUGCUACGAUCCCGCAGAGAACCGGUGGACGAUUAAAGCACAGUGCCCCCAGCCAUGGCGGUACACGGCAGCUGCAGUCCUCGGCAGCCAGAUUUUCAUCAUGGGUGGGGAUACAGAGUUCACAGCAGCAUCUGCCUAUCGAUUUGAUUGUGAGACGGACCAGUGGACGCGGAUCGGAGACAUGACAGCCAAGCGGAUGUCAUGCCACGCUCUGGCCUCGGGGAACAAACUCUAUGUGGUGGGCGGCUAUUUUGGGACGCAAAGGUGCAAAACACUGGAUUGUUAUGACCCUACCUCCGACACGUGGAACUGUAUCACGACGGUGCCUUACUCCCUCAUCCCCACAGCGUUUGUCAGCACGUGGAAACACUUACCAGCCUGAUGAAGUCUACUUCUCAAAAUGAGCAGCUUAUGGAGAUACCAAUGUCAAGUUCAUUAGAUCACUGCUGAUGCUGAAGACCACACAGAUUGCUCCUAUGAGGUUCUUUCCUUCAAAAGCAUCAGGGUGGGGAGAUGUGUUAGGUUGACGCAAGAAAAAACUUAAGGUAACACUGAUGGGAUGGGUGGGCCUCUUAGUCCACUCCAAGAAGAGGAAGAGAACUAAGCACCAGAACGUGCUUGUGAGGUGGCGAUUACCCAGUACCACAAAGGCACCAUAUUGGUAACAGUUGGGCUGGGAAGAGAGCCUGCCAAAUUCUGGAAGGGACUUCAAAAGCCUGUCCAUGUUUCCAAACGUCUUCCAUGACUUCCAGAACUCUGGGCUGCUGCGUGAAUUUCAGUAAGAAGCACAUCGCCGCAAGGGCUAGAACUGGGUCUAAUCGUUUUUGAAAAUGAUCUCAUUUUAUACUUUGAUGUCCCUUGGCAUCUGGCAGUUUUAAUAAAAUUCUUCAAGAAACCACAUGGCUUUUCAUGGGACUUUUCCUUUUGAAGUAGCCCUGAC